Molecule: messenger RNA, 1172 nt
Organism: Trachymyrmex cornetzi
Lineage: Eukaryota; Metazoa; Arthropoda; Insecta; Hymenoptera; Formicidae
Product: Coiled-coil domain containing protein 151
Exons: 7
Coding region: 53-1141 (362 amino acids)
Biological process (GO): outer dynein arm assembly; cilium movement
Cellular component (GO): ciliary tip; ciliary rootlet; cilium
Source: RefSeq, a predicted model, not a curated record
AGUCAAAGAACUUUACGUGAAAUAUGCGGGAGCGAAAAAUAAUAAAGAAGCGAUGGAACACGCGGCUCUACUUAGUCGCGAUUCUAUAGCUUGUGUGAACAAAGAUAAUUUGGAAGAGAUUAUAAUCACAGCAAGUGAAAAUAAUGUACGUCUAAGGAAGAAAUUAGAUCUAGUUAAAUAUGAAAAAGAGAAGCACGAACGUACUUUGAAUAUUUUGCAAACGGAAAACAAGGUAUUGGAGCAUAGACGCGGUCAUUGUAUAUUCAAAAAGAAGACGGAAAAUCCUAUGAAGAAGAAAAUCGAAACUUUGGAAGUACAGCUGGAGCAUAUCCGAAUGAUGCAAAUUAAAGCAAAUAUUGCGCGUAUGAAAUAUCGUUCUGUUUGUUCCGAAUUAAAAGAGAAAUCAAUACUUUACGCUUCCUCCUUGAAAAAUUUGGAAGAUGGCAUAAGGCAACAAGAAAUCGAGAUCAAACGUUUACAGGGAGUGAAGGAAGAAGCUAUAGAAUUAAAAGACAGCACUCAAGAGACUUUAGUGAAAGAGGAGAUUGAAGAGACAAAUUCCAGCAAAAAACGCGAUUCUAUUAUCAAGGAAUACAGGCAACGCGUGGCGGAACGAAAGAUGGAAUUGGAACGAUUGGAACGUAUGAUAUUUCAUACCCGUCCGCGGGACGAUUUCGAAAUACGUGGGAAAAGUCGCGUACAGGUACAAGAGGACAUGAUCAAGGACGAGCUGGCGCGACUGGAGGAGGCGUUCGCCAAGCUACAGAACGCUACCGGAGUGUCCAAGUCCGAGGAAGUUCUGAACCGGUUUCUGGGUCAGAAGGCGACCAAAGAGAGUCUGCAGAAAAUGCGAACGGCCACGGAACAAGAGAAGAUGGUGUUGGAAAAGAGGAGGCAGGAGCUUAACGCCGAGAUAGAGAUGAGAAAAUUUUCGGAAACAAAGAGCGCUGAACAAAACGCGGAAGUAGUAGCAAAACUCAACUUGCAAAUCGAUGAACAGCGAUCUCGUAGGGAAAGAGCCGAGAAUGCAAGUCGACGAAUCCGCGAGCUCUUAAACGAAGUAACUGGUAUACUGUAUAAACUGUGUGAGAAGUUCCAGGUGAGAGUUAUUAAUUAUAAGUCCGUGGACGACAGAGUCUAGAUGGAGUCUGACAACUUAAGAUAGAUGCUUA